Molecule: messenger RNA, 1315 nt
Organism: Cataglyphis hispanica
Lineage: Eukaryota; Metazoa; Arthropoda; Insecta; Hymenoptera; Formicidae
Product: ras-like GTP-binding protein RhoL
Exons: 6
Coding region: 195-749 (184 amino acids)
Biological process (GO): small GTPase-mediated signal transduction
Molecular function (GO): GTPase activity; GTP binding
Source: RefSeq, a predicted model, not a curated record
CUUUGGUUUCGAUAUCGUUCAAGUAUUGAGCAUGUGUGUGCGCGUGCACGAGGUACGUACUGUAUCUCCGAAGUAAUGCGAAAUGUUUUCAGUGUCACCGAUUAACGCACGUUUUCUUCACGUAUGACGUACCUCACGAGAAAAAGAAGCAUACCUGUAGGAGAACGAGAAAGAAAAAGAGAAAGAAAACAAAGAUGGUAUCUCGAAACAGGCCGAUUAAAAUUACGACCGUCGGCGAUGGCAUGGUCGGAAAAACAUGCAUGCUCAUCACGUAUACGCAGAAAGAAUUCCCAACGGAAUAUGUACCUACCGUUUUCGAUAAUUACGUCGACAACAUAUGUGUAGGUGGACAGCAAUUCGAAAUGACGUUAUGGGAUACAGCUGGUCAAGAAGAUUACGAGCGACUUAGACCGUUAUCGUAUCCAAACACUGACUGCUUCCUGAUCUGUUUCUCCAUAAGUGCUCGUAGUUCCUUCGAAAAUGUAGCGAGUAAAUGGCAUCCGGAACUCAAAGCGCAUUGUCCCAAUGUGCCGAUUAUACUCGUAGGUACCAAGGCAGAUCUCAGGAAUCAAGAAAAUAUGGAUAUUGUCAGUUUUCGAGACUGCAACAAAAUGAGAAAAAAGAUUAGGGCAAUUAAAUAUGUCGAAUGUUCUGCUAUAAAGCAGGAGGGUCUCGAAGAAGUCUUUGUGGAAGCUAUUAAAGCUGUAUUGAAAAAACCCCGAUCGAGAAAGCUCUGCUGCAUCCUUUAAAAUGUCAAGUACUGAAAUUAAUACAAUUAGUUUUGAAUUAGGAAUAUAGUUAUUAAGAGUAUAAUUAUUCAGAUCAAUGUUAAACCAAAGAUUUCUUCGCGUCUUCUCUUUGUGCCUUUCUUGUACAUUUUAUAUAUUCUUAUCAUUCCUGAAGCACAUUAUUUUCUUUUUGUGUUGAGACAAGAGUUCUUUUUCAUAUAAAAAAGAUAUAUAUAUAUAUAUAUAUAUAUAUAUAUAUAUAUAUAUUUUUUUUUUUUUUCAUUUGCGAUGAAAAAUAUUUUAUAAACUUCGUUAUAAACUUUCACAAAUGUUUAUCAGCACGUCUUUUAAUUGAAUAAAUUUAUUAUAAACGUAUUACAAUAUAUAAUAGAUAUAGAAAAUCAUAAAAUCGAGAUUUUCCCAGAAUGCAACAAAUUCUUUAUAAAAAUUUCCAUUAUAACAAACAAUAACAAUAUAUAUAAACAUAAUAUAUACUAUUAAUUAUAUCUGCCUACCCCAUGAAAAAUACCUCCAGCCACAUGUUUUUGUUUAAAACUACAACGAUAAUAUAAAAGAUUAUAACUUUG